CGUAACGACGCCGCGUGCUAGUUACGGAAAAAAAGGCGCCCACCGCAGUGCAUGGUUAGAUGUUUGUGUGGAAAGUGUGUUGGGUGGAAAACUGGAGGAAAAUUGGCUUUCUGGAGGCGUCAUCAAUUAAAAAUUUUCGUUCGAUACCUGGGAGACGGCGCUGCGUUUAAAAUGCACGUUAGGUGACAACUUUCUCGAAGAAAGCUGGACGUGGGUUAAGUUUAAAUCGGAAGGAAAUGACCGGAAUAUGCUUUGCAUUGUAGACGGUUGAUGAUGGUGGUACGACGAACGGAAAAAACAAUACCUCAUGAAAAAAGUCAAGAGUUGAAAACAGGUGUUUAAAUAUAGCGUUUGGAAUUUAGCCACGGUCUUAAACUUUUAAUUAAGAUGCACAACUCGAGGAAGAAUACUUGAAACAAUCUACAAUGGGUUCGCAAGGAACAGACGGGGGUUUGAGCAAACCGAAGACCUCAUCAACGACCAGUUCGUCUUCGAACCCCCAGGGAUUGGCAACCCUAAUUGUUAUGAUAGCAGUUUUAACAAUUAUUAUUCUGUUUUGCUGUUUUGCCGCGCCAGGUGUUCGUGAUUUAUGUAAACGAUACAUUUUCCGUACCUGUGUUAUAGACGAUCCAGACGAAGACAAUGCUAGCGCGGCGGGAGAGUCAACAACGCCGACAAUAAUCCUUUUACCUUAUGGAAGAAUGUUGGUUGUCGAUAGAGCUGUUUUUGCCCAGUUGCAAGCGGACCAUACGGGUAUCGACUUCAUGGAACUCAGUGCGAAUCUGAUUCGAGCCCAGAGGUACCAAACUGGGAGUACGCCCAGUAUUCUCGAUUCGGAAACCACAAGCAAGGGGCUCUCUCCAACCUCUCUGGGAGUAUCACCGCCUGCGUACGAAGACAUAUUUGGCGACAAAAGCAACGAUCUUCCGCCUUCUUACAGUGAAGUUAGUUUAAUGUUUAGGACAUACAAUAGACGAAUGUUGAACGAACCCGAAAAUAUCGAGAUGCGUAACAUGGAUACAUACAACGAACAAAACCUCGUUGAUAAUGUCAGUGAUACGGAAGUUAAUAAUGAAAAUAAUUUAAACAAAGAACUUGAUGAUCAGAACGCACGUGAUGAAACUAACAGUGUUCAUAUUACCGUAGAAGAAUAUGAUCCGUCUACAUCGGAAUUAAACUCUGUUACUCCAACUAGGAAUUUUCAUAACGAUUGUUCUAUCAAAGAAAGUAGUAUUUAAGACAACCUUGUUAAUUAUUGUUACCUACACAUAAUUGUUAUUUAUUUGAAGACACUUUUUACGCUUACUGUUCAUUAAAGAGUGUCUUCUCUAAAUGUUCUUUUCUAGCAGUUUUAUAUUGCAGGUCCUAUUUUUAAGACUGCAAGGCUUGAAUUUUUAAAGUGAUGUCUUACUAAAUUUGCAUAUCAUAGUUAAGGAAAAGUCAAUUAGGUGCAAAAAAACAAUAAAAUUACUACCUAGUUAUACUUAUAAACACCAAACUACAACGAAAAUAAUUUCC
Zophobas morio is the source of this 1518-nucleotide messenger RNA. RefSeq lists its product as uncharacterized. Bases 426 to 1238 code for a protein of 270 amino acids. Lineage: Eukaryota; Metazoa; Arthropoda; Insecta; Coleoptera; Tenebrionidae. The transcript has 3 exons. The record is from RefSeq and is a predicted model, not a curated record.